Messenger RNA from Ixodes scapularis (black-legged tick), 4587 nucleotides. RefSeq names its product facilitated glucose transporter protein 1-like. Gene Ontology annotation, biological process: monosaccharide transmembrane transport. The coding region runs from base 113 to 1354 and encodes 413 amino acids. NCBI's taxonomy places the organism in Eukaryota, Metazoa, Arthropoda, Arachnida, Ixodida, Ixodidae. The record is from RefSeq and is a predicted model, not a curated record. Gene Ontology annotation, cellular component: membrane. The transcript has 9 exons. Gene Ontology annotation, molecular function: hexose transmembrane transporter activity.
GCUGGAGGACUUCAUCAACUCGACGUUCACGGAGCGCUUCGGCGAGCCGGCGUCCGAGGCCACCGUGACGCUGGUGUUCAGCGUGUUCGUGGCCGUGUUCUGUGUGGGCGGCAUGAUGGGCGGCCUGCUCACCGCCUGCGUGGCCGACCGCUUCGGGCGCCGGGGAGGCCUGCUUCUCAACAGCGGGCUCGUGUUCGCCGCCGCGCUUCUCAUGACCCUCUCCAAGGGAGCCGCCUCCUACGAGCUCCUCGUUCUCGGAAGGCUCAUCGCGGGCAUCAACGCCGGUCUGACGGCAGGUCUGGCCCCGCUCUACCUGUGCGAGAUCUCGCCCAUCCGAUACCGGGGGGCCACGGGUACCAUCUACCAGCUGGUCCUGACCGUGUCCAUCCUGUUCGCCCAGCUGGUCGGCAUCCCGCAGCUGCUGGGCAACGACGACAACUGGCCUUAUCUCUUCGCACUUGCGGUGAUCCCAUCGGUGCUGAUGCUGAUGUCCCUGCCCUUCUGCCCGGAGUCCCCCAAGUAUCUGCUCAUGGUGCGGUGCCAACCAAAACAAGCCGAAGCUGCGUUGAUACGUCUACGUGGCACGCGGGAUGUGCUCUUCGAGAUGGACGUCAUGAAGAGCGAGGCCGAGGCAGCGGAGUUUGUUCCCAAGGUGACGCUUCAGGAGAUGCUGCGCAACCUGGCUCUUCGUGCCCCGCUCAUCAUAUCACUCAUGGUGAUGCUGGCGCAGCAGCUCUCAGGCAUCAACGCGGCCAUCUUUUUCUCGACAGACAUCUUCAUGACGGCCGGCUUGGACGCCGAGGGCGCCAUGCAGGCAACCCUGGGCAUGGGCGUUGUCAACGUCCUCAUGACACUUGUUUCCAUGGUGGUGGUCGAGCGCGCGGGAAGGCGAACGCUGCUGCUCGCCGGCAUGGCCGGCAUGGCGCUGUCCACCGUCGUGCUAACGGUCACCCUCGCCUUCAAGGACCACGCGGUGUGGGUGUCCUACGUCAGCAUCGGUGGACUCUUAGCCUUUGUCAUCACGUUUGCCAUAGGACCGGGUUCCAUCCCGUGGUUCCUGGUGACGGAGCUGUUCGGCCAGGGGGCCAGGCCCAUCGCCAGCAGCCUCGCAGUUGGCGUCAACUGGGCGGCAAACUUCGUCGUCGGCAUCGCCUUCCUGCCGCUCAUGGAGGUGGUUCAGCAUUACACCUUCCUCAUUUUCACCCUGGUGCUGGUGUUCUUCUGGGUGUUCAUCUAUAAGAAACUUCCAGAAACAAAGAACAAGAGCAUCGAAGAGAUCACAAAUAUGUUCCGCGUUCGUGCCUACAAGGAUGACACGCCCAUGACAAAACUGAAUGCCAACAGCAAGGCAUGACUCCAAUCAGCGUAAAUUGAACGUUCGUCGGUAUGGAACUCUAGAAAAUCAGGAAGCACGCCGUUCCCUUUUCUCCAAGACUAGACGAAUGCUGAAGCAAUCGUCGCGAAGAGUGGAGGAGUGCUGUGUUCAUCGUUUUGCGUUCCGCUUUGUGACACCAUCGCCAAGUAUCGCCGGGAAUUGUUUGUAGUAACGUGAGAGAGCCAUGGAGGUAGACAGAUCAAUUUCCUUGAUAUGCAAAUUAUGAAGAGACACCCAGGCAGGUAAGAUAUGACGUGUGGCAAAGAUUCCUGCCUUUACACAUUCCGAUAAGCGUUGUAAAUAUUCAUAUCAAACGAGAACGCAAAAUCUUUUCUACGAUGUGCAUCGAAGUGACAUCAAUCAGGCUAAAAAAAUCUACUACUUUCGCUCUAAAAUUGAAAGAGGUUGGGGAAAUAUGGGGUAGACGUGGUGGUUUGGUGCUUGUUAUACCCACCCCUAGAAUACGCUUCUCAAAUCAAAGCGAAGAUUGCAGUAUUGAGGUGUACAUAUCAUCGGGAUGAUUUUACAAGGUGAGAAAUGUCUGGUGCAUUUGUAUAUAUUGGUGGUACCAAGUGUGAUGAUUUCAAUGGAAUGCAAGUUGUGGUGCGUUUGUAAUUGAAUGCUGCUCGCUAGUGGUGGUUCAUUGUGACCGAGGCGUUUUGCCGGCGAUAGUUUACUCUUGAAGAACACAGACAGCCCUACUACGCAGGCAUAAGAAUUUGUGCUAGAUUUUUCUUGACUUCCUAAAAUAACCCUAGUUCUUUACUAGGCGUGCCAAAAGGUAUUUGGGUUGGUCUGGGGCUGUGUAAUUGGGGACGAAACGGAGGCCAAAUUUAACUGUUUAACUCUUUAACUCUCUCGAAGUUUGACGACAUUUUUAGGGAACCAGUUCUGCAUAGGCUUGCUACCUCCUUAUAUAUACCUGAUUCGUUUGGAAUCUAGACCUAUAAAAUUUAUGUUUCUAGCGGUUAUGAAAAUUGUGUUUAAACACAUGUCUGAAUAUUUUUGUCGCAAUCAUAUUGAGAAAAGUUAAAUAAGGUCAACUGGGACUCUAUCCCCAUGCCAUUAACUGAAAGACGGACGGUGCUUUUAAUCAAAUAGGAUAUUUUAAUAAAAGAAAUGCAAGAGAACUUUUUUAGUAACACAUGCACACUUUGCAUUCCCUAGUGUUUUUUUUUUUUGAGUGCGGUGAAAAACACAAUACGACGCACUUGGCUGUAAAAUGUAACAACAUGUGUAAUAUCGAAAAUUUACCUCACCGAUCCAAAUUACGUUUGCUAGCCAAUAUAUAACUUUGCGGUAAUAUGACAUGAUUGCACUAUCAGUUGAGCGCUUUUAUUGAUAAGACUAGGGCGUAAGAUUGAGACUACAAGUGAGUGUCGGCGUGGCUUCGUGGACAGGCGUGAAAACUUUUCAUUUCGGAUAAUAUUUACUGAAGGGUUUACUGUAUAUUUCUUACUUAGCUUCACAGUGUAUUGCAAUUUAUGGCUCAAAAACGAAAAUUCUGUGUUGCGCAGUUCAUGUCGAAGUUACAAAACACGAAAACACGCAAGAAGAUUUUAUAACGUUAAGGUCAAUCAAAGACGUCACAUUUAAUGGCUGUACUUGAACUCUUAGUAACAACCAAACAAAUUGGAAGUCCUGCCAGGAUAGUAAGUCCGUUUUUGCUUGACGUUAAUUGGCUUAAUUCUAUGCAGUAUAUUUCUAGGUAGUCAACGCUACUGUUUGGUAGCAUGUCAACUGGGUUAAUCUCUUUUAAGGACGUAGGCAUGAGCCAGAAAUUCUCCCUAUCAGCCAAACAACCCGCAGUGAAACCUAAUUCCUGCACUUGUUUCGAAAUUUAGACCCAAAGUUGCCAGGUGAAAACCGAGCAACCAGAAAUGAAGCCUUGAUUUAGCAUUUCCUAAGAAACUGAGGCCCGAAGAAGCCAGUUGACAACCGAAUAACUAGGCAGUGAAGCCUAACUCUCGCUCUUGUUUGGCGAUUUAGAGCCAAAAUAGUCCGACUCAGUCAAAAUAAUACCGAGUUCGGUUAUACCUUGGUUUCUUCGGGUCUUCUGUGUCCUGAACUGCCAGAAAAAAAAAAUUGUGGCUUAAACAACAGUGCUACCUGGAAAUUUCGCCAAGAGACCUUCAUGGUCGGCGGCAAACCAGUUCGCAGUCCUCCGGGCGUGGUAUGUGCUCGCGACCCAAGAGUGAGGGCUGAUUCAACCCUCGGCAAGGAACGUAUGUUAAAGGAAAUGAAAAUGCUAACCGUGUGAAUGGCGUUUUAUAAAAAGAAAGCAACACGUUUACUACUCAUUCGUUGUCAUUGCAAUACACUAAAUGCUGCUGAUGAGCUACGUACUCUCUCAGAUUAAUAUUUUUUAUUUAAUUGUGGGGGUCAAACUUGACAGUCUUUUAAUAUCUGGGCGUUCGCAAAGGCGAAACUUAGUCUCGUCGAAAUUCUAAUAUUUUAUGUCCCUGCUCUAGAGAAGCACCUUGUCCAGAGGGAGUUCAAGGUCGCCCAAGGCUGCGCUGCAUCAACUAGCACUCCUUCUUUUAAAGUUACUUUUCCCCCAUUUUUGCAUCCGCCAUGCAACCGACUAUACUUUGCGUCGAUAAACCUGACGAGUCCUCAGUGACCUCAGACUUCGUCUCACAAUCUUGUCUUACACGUGACGUUGUUUAUGUUCGCACACAGGCAGCUUCCCAGUCUUUCUCUUGCGAACCUUUUUCCGGUCGAAUCAUUCUGUAUCACGAAGCGAGAUCAACGAAUCAAAAUUUUUGGUUGGAGUGCACAAAUCGUAUAAAGUUUUUUUUUUUUGAUAGCGGAUAUGUUUUCGUCUCUCAAGAGAACGUUUAAACUUCCUAAGCUUUCCAUCAGCCGUGAAACAGAAACGGACCACACGCGCACCAAGCGUUCGCUAUUGAAAGAUUGUGGCUCCAUAGCGAGGAAACAGGAUAUUCACUCAUCCGGAUUGCUCGCGAGGCGUUGGAUGAAAUACGAUCUACCUCUACUAUGAAGUCACGUGACCCUACAACUGUUCACGUGCUGAGUGCCCCUGCGUUUCUGCUCCGCAGUUGAGGACGAUGUUUUCGGGCUGCGUAUCCACGGGCACCGCGGCGUCGCAUAGCAUUCGCCCUCUAAACCGAAAGUACAAAGAACCAGUCUGGUAUUUUUACAGAGUGUCAAUAUUUUUAUACAAAAAUAAAAUAAAUAAUCCUCUCUUA